Danaus plexippus (monarch butterfly) is the source of this 1130-nucleotide messenger RNA. RefSeq lists its product as uncharacterized. Bases 100 to 1107 code for a protein of 335 amino acids. The record is from RefSeq and is a predicted model, not a curated record. Lineage: Eukaryota; Metazoa; Arthropoda; Insecta; Lepidoptera; Nymphalidae. Gene Ontology annotation, molecular function: protein binding. The transcript is spliced from 8 exons.
UUGUUCGUCAAAAACGGGAGUGUCAAAUGUAAAAUGACAUUUAGGUCAAUUUAGAUGGGAAAAUAUUUAUUUAAAACGAUUUAGAAAACACGUUGGAAAAUGUCCGAUGACGAAUUAAUAACUUUGGCCAAAAAGAAAUCCGAAGCCCCACCACCCCGGCGGAAGCCCAAGAAGAUCGUCAUACCGCGACGUGAACCUUCGACAGUGGUGCCGCCCCGCGUCCCCGUGUACAUCACCCCGGACAAGACCGUCUGCGUGGAAUGCCCGUGCUUCCCGCCCGAGGAUCCAUACGCUAAGAAUAAGAAAUUGAAUCCGUGUCAAAAGUCACCGAGGACGUUGUACGAAUUAUCAGCGGAGGUCGUUGACCGCUUGGGAUUCCCGCCGGCUUUGGAUUGGUCGGAAAACGAGGUGGCCGAUUGGCUGGCGACCGAAGUGGGAUUCCCGGAAUACAAGGAUUGCAUCUUGGACAACCACAUAAACGGGAGUCGCCUGAUAAUGCUCGAAGAUUCGUUUGCGCUGACAGAAAUCAAUGUAAAGAACUUCGACCACAUAAAGGUGAUAACAUCAAAAGUAAGAGAACUCUACAAAAUGGAGUUCGUAAGAUUCUGUCGCAGCGUGGGCCUGGUGCCGAGGAGACCACUCACACACUGCACCUGGUUCAGGUCAAGGACGGGGCCGAGUUGGGGGAUCAGGCAGAAUUGGACCAGAAGCGACGUGCUCCGUUGGAUGAAGAUCGUCGGACCUGCACCAGUUUAUAUGGACCACUGGGAUCUGGUUUGGUACCAAAAGCCUGAAUUCCCAAAAACGCUGUUCGGUCGUGUUGAUCGCAGACAGAGCUUUCUUCAGAUCCCGCGCUAUAAGCCCACGGAUGACGUCUGCAGGGAAUAUUUGGCACCAAGAAAAUUCAGAAUCCAAAAAGGUAUACCAGAGUCCCAGCAAUACAUCUGGAUGGAGCACAGGCCGGAGCCGAAGAAACCGAAGAAGACCAAGAAGACCCAAAAGAAGGAGUCGAGGCUCAUGCCGAAGAAGAUCAGUUUGACCGGCCUCACCGGGACAGAAUUCAUAUUGGCGAAGCGAAAGAUGCCCAAACCUAAGUUUUUGGACUAAACACUGAAAAUAUUUACCGUAUC